AUGAACACAAUAAAAGGACAAAUAAAAGAGAGAGGAUACUGGGGAAGAAAAGCAGAGUUUCUUCUGGCUGUGGCAGGAAGUGUGGUUGGACUGGGUAACGUGUGGAGGUUUCCUUACCUGUGCUACAGAAAUGGAGGAGGCGCGCUCCUGAUACCCUACCUGGUGUUUGUGGUGACCUGUGGGGUGCCUCUGUUCCUGCUAGAGACGGCUAUAGGACAGAUCACACAUGAAGGGGGCAUUACAUCUUGGAAUCACCUCUGUCCACUGGCUGAAGGUAUUGGCUAUGCAGGGCAGCUGGUUCUCCUGUACAGCAACAUGUACUAUAUCAUCAUUCUGGCCUGGGCACUUUUCUAUCUCAUCUAUUCUUUCAGUCCCCAACUACCGUGGGCCAGUUGUGACAAUAUAUGGAACACAGAUAACUGUGUAAAGCUUGCUGCAAAAAAUCUGACUCUCAACUGGACAGUACUGACUAAUUCAACACCUGCUGCUAUUGAGUUCUGGGAACGCAGAGUUCUGUCUCUGUCUGGAGGUAUUGAAGAGGUUGGUAAGAUCAACUGGGAGAUUCUUCUAUGUCUCAUUGCAGUGUGGAUAAUAUGUUAUUUCUGCAUCUGGAAAGGAGUCAAAUCUACAGGCAAGGUGGUGUAUUUCACAGCCACAUUUCCUUACGUGAUGCUGCUUGUCUUGCUGAUUCGUGGGUUGACUUAUCCUGGAGCUCUGCAGGGACUUGUGUUUUACUUGUACCCUGAACCAGCUCGUCUCUCUGAUCCACAGGUUUGGAUGGAGGCAGGAACUCAGAUCUUUUACUCCUAUAGUGUGUGCUGUGGCAUUCUGAUUACACUUGGCAGCUAUAGUAAAUACAGCAACAACUGCUACAGUGGCACAAGUUUUGUGGCUGGGUUUGCUGUGUUCUCAGUCUUGGGCUUCAUGGCACAUGUGCAGGGCGUCCCUAUUGGAGAGGUAGCAGAAUCAGGUCCAGGAUUAGCAUUCAUUGGUUAUCCACAGGCAGUAGCCAUGAUGCCCAUGCCUCAGUUGUGGGCUGUUUGUUUCUUCAUCAUGAUUAUUUUGCUAGGCCUAGAUUCACAGUUUGUUUCAGUGGAGUGUGUGAUUACAUCAGUGAUGGACUUGUUCCCUGGGGUUCUGCGCAGUCGCCGAGAACUUUUCCUCCUACUCUUCUGUCUAACUUGUUUCUUCGGGCAAAUCAGCAUGGUUACAGAGGGGGGGAUGUAUGUAUUCCAGUUGUUUGACUACUAUGCCUGUAGUGGAGCCUGUCUUUUGUUCUUGUCACUGUUUGAAUCACUGGCCAUUGGUUGGAUCUUUGGGGCUGAGAGAAUGUUUGACGUUAUUGAAGACAUGACAAAGUCACGACCCAACUACAUAUUCAUGCUGUGUUGGAAAUACUUGACUCCUCUUGUGUCCCUGGUUUCUUUUGUUUACUCUAUUGUGAAGUACACACCUCUGACUUUUAACCGCUGGUAUGUGUACCCAGACUGGGCAUAUGCACUAGGCUGGUUGCUGGCUUUGUCCUCUAUUCUACUGGUGCCUGGAUGGGCGCUGGGCCGAAUAUGUGCUGGGAAAGGAAGCCUGAAACAGCGUUGGCAACACUUGUGUAUUCCUACACAAACAAAUAUUUACUGCAGAGAUGGAAGACACAGUCAGGAGCUAUUCCAACUAAACAUUUAG
Danio aesculapii is the source of this 1680-nucleotide messenger RNA. Its product is annotated as sodium- and chloride-dependent GABA transporter 2-like. The record is from RefSeq and is a predicted model, not a curated record. Bases 1 to 1680 code for a protein of 559 amino acids. Gene Ontology annotation, biological process: sodium ion transmembrane transport. Lineage: Eukaryota; Metazoa; Chordata; Actinopteri; Cypriniformes; Danionidae. Gene Ontology annotation, cellular component: membrane. The transcript has 14 exons.